CGCAUGCCAAUACAGUCUUACUAAAAGCUCACCAUAUAUUCAGUCGCAGCUGUAUGGUAUAGCAACAAGCAUUUAUUGCUCGCAAAGCUAUUCUAUCCAACUCAAGGAGAACAAGUUGCACUGGAAAGCGGGGAGUCUGACGUCAAUCUGUCCCCGCGAGAUUAUCAAUCAUCGACUAGAAGUGGGGGGUAGGCUAGCUGUCAAUCUCAGCCAAGAUCAGACAAAAACAAUCUCAACAUUCGAAAGAAGCUAUCCAUAAAAGAACCAGCAACGAUGACCAAGGUAUUCAUUACUGGUGCAACGGGAUAUAUUGGUGGGGAUGCACUGGCUGUGCUGACUGCCAAACACCCCGAAUUCUCGUAUGCAGCCCUCGUCCGUAGCCCAGAGAAGGCAGAACAAGUGAAGGCGAAGUUUCCAUCUGUUCGGAUAGUCCAAGGUGACCUGGACGACUCGAGUCUAUUGGAGAAAGAAAGUGCUACUGCCGAUAUUGUUUUGCACACUGCGGAUGCCUCUGAUCAUGUAGGAGCUGCAAAUGCCAUCGCUGCAGGACUCGCAGCCGGCCACUCCAAGGAAAAGCCAGGAUACUGGCUCCACACUGGCGGAACUGGCAUUCUGACUUUCGAGGAUUCGGACAGAAAUGUCUACGGCGAAAAGAGCGAGAAGGUGUAUGAUGAUUGGGAUAAGGUGGACGAGCUUGUCAAUCUGCCAGACCAUGCCUUUCACCGGAAUGUCGACAAAAUAGUUCUGGAAACUGGAGCAAAGACAUCAGAUGUGGUAAAAACAGCGCUUGUCUGCCCACCAACCAUAUAUGGUCGGGGUCGUGGUCCAUGCUCUCAACGCGGUCGCCAGGUCUACGAGAUGGCUACGGUGACUCUGAAAUUGAAGAAGGGACCUAUCAUCGGCGGCGGGCAAUCACUCUGGAACAACGUCCACGUUCACGAUCUCAGUGACGUGUACUCUCUUCUCGUGGAUGCUGCAAUUCAGGGCCGUAAUGACGACGGGCUUUGGGGUGCCAACGCAUAUUAUCUAACUGAGAAUGGCGAGCAUCGCUGGGGAGAUUUGGCUCUGUCCACCGCCGAAGCCGCUGCAAAGCUGGGUUACAUCCCACAGGGCAAGGCAGAGACUAUUGACUUGGAAGAUGCAAAGAAAUAUGCGGGCUUCGAGUCUCUCAGUUGGGGUAUGAAUUCAAGAGGCCGUGCACAGCGUGCUCGCCAUCUCUUGGAUUGGAAACCGUCUCGGCCUAGUCUGGUCAGCGAGCUUCCAACUAUCGUUCGCAGCGAAUAUGAGCGUCUGCAGAAGCAGUAAGCCGGCGUGGUUGGAUUGGUGAUAUGACUGGGUAUCAUUGCAUAUUGUACAGCCAUGCGGCUCAACAGAGCUGCAUCUGUAGAUAGAGAAUUAUUGGAGUUCCACAACAAAUCAUAGCUUCUAUAGCAUCUAGCCAUAGGUUAAACCUGAUAUGAGAUAUCUGCUGCCCAAUCUUCCUCUAGCGUGCCGUGCUAAGUGUUGGUAUUUGAGUGUCUU
Aspergillus wentii DTO 134E9 is the source of this 1521-nucleotide messenger RNA. RefSeq lists its product as uncharacterized. The coding region runs from base 274 to 1305 and encodes 343 amino acids. Lineage: Eukaryota; Fungi; Ascomycota; Eurotiomycetes; Eurotiales; Aspergillaceae. The transcript is spliced from 4 exons. The record is from RefSeq and is a predicted model, not a curated record.